UUGGGGAUUCCUCCUGGGCCGGCUGAUCUUUUAUUUUUAAGUUGGGUAAUUGCCGUUUUUAAUUGAUCUAAUUCGAUGUUAAUUUUUUCUCUUUCUAAAUUAAAUGGUAGUUCUUCUGGUUGCAAUUUAUAUUCAUCUCUGUGUUCAUUUAACAUUUUUUCGAAAUAUUCUUUCCAGCUAUCUUUCGCAAUUACAUUAAGUUUUAGCUUGGUCUUCUUAUUAUUUCGAAUGGAAUUUAUGAAUUUCCAUGAUUCUGAUGUUCCUCUUCCUCCUAUGUAGCUUUCUAACUCUUGGCAUCGUUUUUCCCAUUGGUUAUUCUUCUCUUCCAAAAUUAUCUUCUUAAAUUUUGCUCUUUGGUGUUUAUAAGCUAAGUAAUCCGCAUCUUGUUUAGUUUGUAGCCAUUUGAAGUACAAUUUUUGUUUUUGGUUUUUCUGCUCCUAUAAGUUAUUAUUCCACCAAAAAUUUUUGUUGUUGUUGCAUGCUGUUUGUUCUCCCAAUGCCUCCAUAAUACACCUCAUAUACACAUAUACCUCAGAUACAGGCUUUUGUCAAAUCCCUGAGACUGAAUGAUGAAUAAUAACACAAGAAAGGGGGACACAAUAGAUCUAAAAAGGUCGCGGUGAUUAACUUGCCCCCUCCUAUACAAUCUAUAAUUUUCAACUGUCUUGGUUUAUAGAUAUAUCAAAGAAUGGCGUUGACUUGGUAUUUGUUACAUUUUAUAUUUUUGAUUGGAUAGUUUGUACUUGAACACUUUUUGAAAGAUUUUUAUUUUGUAAUAGACAUAUAUUUUGCCUUUUAUGAACGACAGUAGGUAUAUAAAACAAAAAAAGUUAACACCAAGAAAAACAAAACAGCCAAAAGUACACCUUUUAUCCGAUCAAAACGAAACAAAACCACCUGUAAAGGACAUUCCAUCGGUAUCGCGGUUAUGGCGUCGCAAGACGAACAACGUGCCACAGGUAUUCCGACGAUUUACGAGAAUGGACAGUUGGACAGGGGCCGAGGUGGGGGCGGGGACGUUGGUGGUCCAGACGAUGACGUCAUGGGCAUGGCGGUGGUGAUAAAGGCCGAGCGACUUCAAAGGGCUCUGAGAUGGGCCGGCUGGGAACCGUUACCAGACGGAGUGCAGUUGACGCUGACGGAACUGCGCGAGAUGGCUUGCAGGCAGCAGGCCCAGAUCGACUCGCAACACCAACUCUUGGCGGCCAAAGAACAACGGCUGCGCUAUCUGAAGGAGCAAGAUGCGCGCGCUCAACGGGUCCAAGCGGAGAGCGAGCGUCUGCGCAGGCUGCGCGACAGGGUGGAGGCGCAGGAACUGAAGCUGCGCAAACUAAGGGCGCUGAGGGGCCAGGUGGACCAUCAGAAGCAGAACAACAUCAGUCUGACCAGUGACCUUGACUCGAUAAGGGCCUUGUUCAAUGAGAAGGAAAAGGAAUUAUCUUUGGCCGUGGCUAAAGUGGAGGAGCUGACUAGGCAGCUUGAGGAAUUGAGGAGAGGUAGGACGAAUAGGGACCCACCACCAGCCUCUGCAUUGGAAUUGGACAAACUUCGAAGAGAAUUAAUGUAUCGAAAUAAAUUAAACGAGCAACAAAAUCAAAGACUCAAUCAACAACGAGAGGCCCUUACCGCUAGGCAAGAGGAAAUGAGCGCAAUCGACAAGAGGAUAUCGGAGUUACAGGAAAGAUUGCAACGCAAGAGGCACCUCAAUCAACAACUAGCCAGUCAAAUCAGUGCAGCUUCCCAUAAAGCUGCUUAUCAACAGUUCGUACGAUUAACUGGAAAUGGCGACCAAAACAACCAGGCCUUUGCUAGGAAGGAGCCCCAAACUGGAAACGUCCCUCCAAAUGGACUGCUUCGUAGCAACAUUGCUGCAGUUGAACCAUAUAAUCAUGUUCCUUUACAAUCAAACCAACAAAUUAGAAAUAUUAAUCAAAACCAAGAGCAUUCUCCAUAUCAUCCAUCAUAUCAGCAAAAUCAGCAUAUCAAACCUGAAACUAAUCCGAAUAUCAACGACAUCCAAGAGAUAACUAAAAAAAUUGCUAAUAUCUAUACAAGAGGAGACGAGGAAAACCAUCAAGAUUUUGCGGUAUCUAAGUCAGACCCGAAAUAUCAGACGCUUCCGUACAAUACGAAGUUCACCGUAAAUUUAUUGCCUAACAACAACAAAAUAAUUAAAAAUGAUUUGAACAGCAAUGAAAAAGAAGAUACUAAUUACCCAUCGAAUAUUGUCAAUACAAAUAACAUUGUUCAAGCUGCACACAUGACGGUUCAUAGUGCUCCUUUAAGUCAAGUUAACAAGAAUAUAGCUACACCGCUUAAUCAACAUGACCUGCUCAGCCGAAAAAACAGCGAAGGGAAGGAACAAAACAAUAUAUUCUCAAACGAAAAUCGAGAUGAUCUUGCCCAUAAAUAUCAAAACGAUCAUACAUAUCUCACCGGCAAUAUUAAUUCUACUACUUCAACAACAACAUAUCAGAAACCUAUUAGCAGCGUAGCACCGACGUCAAUUCAUCACACUAGCAUUCCUUCGACGGUUUACCAAACGUCAUCGAUAAAAGUACAACCAGUAGAGCCUCAAACGAUAGCGGCAACCACGAAAACCCCAACUGCUCUUUCCUACGGUACUCAAGUCCAAUCUCCUCCCGGAGCGGUGUUGUCACCACCCCAGUCAAGCAGUACUCCAUUGGGUACUCCCGAGGUCUCCAUCGAUACGACUCCUAAGCCAGCCUUGCCCCCGAAACCCGCUAUCAAACCACCACCUAGACAAACGCAAAUGGUCAGCGAAGAAACGUCUUUGAGGCCUCCACCGUUGCCUCUGUCCGAACCACCCGAGGAGAAGUCGUCCCCUUUACUGGGUGUGAAACCCCCACCAUUGUUGCCCAGUCAGAAGCCUAACAUAGAUGUAUCGAAUAAGAAUUUUCUUGCUAGUCAAUCGGAAAUGAUAAUUAAAGCGAAACCGCUUAAUAUCAAAAAGCAACAGCUCAGUGAGCAACCCAAACUUCGAAGUCAGAAUGCCUAUGCUAAAUUCAACGGUUUGAUAUUGAACAAUAGGAGAAUAGAAUUACCGCCGGUGUAUCAGUUUCCUGAAAUGUCGGUUUCGAGUGCGGACAAAUCGGAAUCGCAAAACACGGCGAAUUCGCAAGAUAAGGAUCCUUCAAUGAAGGACGAAAUCGAUAGAAUAUCUAGAACUUCGACGGAUGACACUAGCAGCAUCGAUUCAAAAGAACAAAAGGAAGAUAAUGUCAUAAGAAGAAUUAAGAAAGGCAACUUAAAACAAACUGGUAAAAGCAAUCUGUCUAGGAGAGUUAGUUUCGAUCCGUUGGCGCUACUGUUGGAUGCUAGUCUUGAAGGAGAGUUAGAAUUAGUAAAGAAAACUGCGUCACAAGUUCCAAACCCAAGCGCGGCUAAUGACGAAGGCAUUACGGCAUUACACAAUGCCAUCUGCGCGGGCCACAUCGAAAUCGUGAAAUUUCUCGUCGAAUUCGGUUGUGACGUCAACGCUCAAGACAGCGACGGCUGGACGCCCCUACACUGCGCGGCAAGUUGCAACAAUUUGACCAUGGUCAAGUUUCUGGUGGAGCACGGAGCUUGUAUCUUCGCUACAACACUGAGCGAUCAUGAAACGGCUGCUGAGAAAUGCGAAGAAGAUGAAGAAGGAUUCGAUGGAUGCUCAGAAUAUUUAUACAGUGUACAAGAAAAGCUUGGAAUAUUGAACGGAGGUACGGUUUAUGCUGUUUUUGAUUACAACGCGCAGCAGCCAGACGAACUGACUUUUAAAGCAGGUCAGCAAUUUACUGUUUUGAGAAAAGGAGACGAAAACGAACGAGAAUGGUGGUGGUCCAAAUUAGGCGACAAGGAGGGUUAUGUCCCUCGAAAUCUGUUAGGACUUUAUCCAAGGGUUCAGAGAAAUGAAGAUAAUUAGAUUAUAAGUAUAAUUCACUAUAUGUAUAAGAUUUACAUUAUGUACCUUGUACCCAUCUAUAACACAAUACUCUACUACAUGGUUCUUACUCUGUCUCUCUUUGGUUUGUAAACUUUAAUUACAUAUAUAAUAUAUGUAUCACUGUGUAGUUCGACCAUGUCAUAAUUUAAAAGACAGCUACAAUACAUGUUUUUCGUAUAAUUGACCUAAAAAUAAUAUACGGACUAAUAAAAUAUGUAUGUUAUCAUUUGUCAAAAAGGAUGUUCUUUGAAAACCUUGGCUCAAUAUAGUUUUAUAUUGCUUUAGUUUAAGGUUAAUUUGCUAUAACCUUGUAAUGUUUUAGUUAUAAGGUAAAAGGUUUUCGUUGCACCCAUUUAGAUCUUUUCGUAACUGAAAAGAAUUAGGCCUACAUUAAAAAACUGUGCAAUAGGAAAUCUGCGAAUUUCACUAAAGGUAUAUCUAUUUUUCUUUAUACUAUUUCUUUGGAAUACUUUAUUGUAUUAUUGUAAUAUGGUUUUAAUAUAUUUUCUGAAAAGUGUAAAUAUAUAAAUAUGGAAAU
Messenger RNA from Sitophilus oryzae (rice weevil), 4481 nucleotides. RefSeq names its product apoptosis-stimulating of p53 protein 1 (gene ASPP). NCBI's taxonomy places the organism in Eukaryota, Metazoa, Arthropoda, Insecta, Coleoptera, Curculionidae. Gene Ontology annotation, cellular component: nucleus. Gene Ontology annotation, molecular function: p53 binding. The record is from RefSeq and is a predicted model, not a curated record. Gene Ontology annotation, biological process: regulation of apoptotic process. The transcript is spliced from 11 exons. Bases 929 to 3922 code for a protein of 997 amino acids.